CUUUCUUUCUUCCUUUUUUCCCCUCCCUCCCCAUCCCCACCCUUCUCGGAGUCUUCCCGGCGCGCGCGGCUAUGGCGUGAGGGGCGCCUCUGCCCCGCGGGGAUGGGCACCAAGCCGGGCCGGACCGAGCCGGUCUCGCCGCCGCCGGGCCCAGACGCCGGGGCCCCCUGUCCUGAGCUGCUGUCGGUGGCGGAAGAGGCCUUCCGCGGGGGCAACUACGAGCUGGCUGCCGAGAUCUAUGGCUCGCAGCUGGCCGAGCUGCCCCAGCCCGAGCGCAGUCUCUGCCUGAGGCGAGGGGACGCGCUGGCCCGGGCUGGCCGUGCUGCCGAGGCGCUGGACUCGUACAGUGUGGCUGCCCGUCUGGGGAGCUUGCGGCCAGAGGAGCUGAAGGAACUGGUGGAGAGCUGCGCCUUGGCCAUCCGCGAGGAGCUGCGCCUGCCCCCCUGGGAGCCAGCCCCUGGCGGCGGCGAGUCCAGCGCCUGGGACGAACCGGUUGCAACCCCCGACCCACUUUCUGCCGCCGCCUCCUCCUCGUCCUCCACGCUUGCUGCUGCCUGGGACUUGUUCUGCUGCCCGCGGUGCCGGCUCCUGCUCUGCGACCCAGUGACCCUGCACUGCGGGCACACACUGUGCAAGCGCUGCACCGAGACAGACCCCGGGCUCCCCGCCGGCCCCUGCUGCCCAGCCGCCAAGUCCCCGCCCAGUCGAGGGGACAGCUGCCCCGCUCGAGUCAACGUGGUACUGGGCAACCUGCUCGAGAAGUGUUUUCAGACGGAGAGCCGGGUGCGGAGGCUGGUCAGCCAGGCGGAGAGUUUGCAGCACCGACAGGAGCUGGACGCUGCCUUGCACAAAUACGACCAGGCUUUGGAGCUGGCUCCUGGUGACAGUUUGUUAACAGUACAACGAGCAGAAUUAUGUACAGUCAUGAAAAAGUAUAACCAAGCCCUUCAUGAUGCUGAUGCAGUUUGCAGAAGUAAAUGCCUAUGGCCAAAGGGACAUUAUGUGAAAGCACAGGCUCUUUUGGGAUUGGGAAAAACUGAGGAGGCAUUGAAGGAGUUUCUUUACUGUGUUGCCUUAAAUCCUGGGCGUGGAAUAAUGAAGAAAGAAGCACAAAAGAUAAUGUGUGAAGUGUUUUUCCCAGCUUUGGAAAAUGUACAUGAAAAUUUAUCAUCUCCCUUCCGAAGUCGAACACCUUACACCAGAUUGAAACCUAAAUUUCUGAGCAGCAUUAAUACUAAGUCUAAACUAGAUGAUGAUUCCAGUGCAGGAUGUUCUAAGGAUUCAUUGUUCCAAUUCGACAAAAUUCUGUCCCAGGAGUCUGAUGUCUAUCAAAACUCUGAUUCUUCAGUGUCACAUCAUGUACUAGAUCUACACUUUGAAGAUAAAAAAAAGACUUUUAAAACUGCCCUUUCCAAUGUAUCUAGUGCUAAUUUAAAAAGAAAGUUUUCUACUGAUUUGGAAGAUGUACCAAAUCUCAACAUCCCUAACAAAAUUUCCAAGGAAGAUGGAGAGACCUUACCUCAAAUUGUUCCAAGUCCUAAAUUGGGAAAGAGUCCAGUAAUCUUGUUAGAUGCAUCAGACUUUGAAUGCUCACUUUGUAUGAGAUUAUUCUAUGAACCUGUUACCACACCAUGUGGGCAUACUUUCUGCCUAAAAUGUCUUGAGCGCUGCCUUGACCAUACACCAGAUUGUCCACUGUGCAAAGAGAAGCUUUCUGAAUUUUUGGCAAGCAGAAGUUAUAAAAAAACCAUAUUGACUGAAGAAUUAAUACUUCGCUAUUUACCAGAAGAGUUAUCUGAUAGAAAAAAAGUUUAUGAUGAUGAAAUGAAGGAGUUAUCAAAUUUGACUAAAGAUGUUCCCAUCUUUGUGUGCACCAUGGCCUUUCCUACAAUCCCUUGUCCACUACAUGUCUUUGAACCUCGAUAUAGGCUUAUGAUAAGAAGAUGCAUGGAAACUGGCACCAAACGAUUUGGCAUGUGUUUAGCUGAUGAACUUAAAGGGUUUGCUGAUUAUGGAUGCAUGUUGGAAAUUAGAGAUGUCAGAUUUUUUCCUGAUGGAAGUUCAGUUGUUGAUACAGUUGGCAUUAGUCGCUUCAGGGUUUUAAGCCAUGGUCUGAGAGAUGGGUAUAACACUGCAAACAUUGAAUAUCUUGAAGAUAAAAAGGUGGAGGGACCAGAUUAUGAAGAACUUGUCCAUCUUCAUGAUUCCGUAUAUGAUCAAGCUGUUUCCUGGUUCACUUCUCUUAAGGAGAACAUGAAAGCACAAAUUUUAAAUCAUUUUGGGUCAAUGCCAAGCAAGGUAUCUGAGCCACAGAGUAAUCCUAGUGGUCCAGCAUGGUAUUGGUGGCUCCUGGCUGUGUUGCCAUUAGAAAACCGGGCUCAGCUUGCUAUACUUGGUAUGACAUCCCUUAAAGAUCGUCUAAUUGCCAUCAGGCGUGUAUUAAUAUUUGUAACACGUAAAAGACCCAGAUGA
Messenger RNA from Gracilinanus agilis (Agile Gracile Mouse Opossum), 2472 nucleotides. It is a transcript of the gene LONRF2, whose product is annotated as LON peptidase N-terminal domain and ring finger 2. The record is from RefSeq and is a predicted model, not a curated record. Gene Ontology annotation, molecular function: protein binding. The transcript is spliced from 12 exons. Lineage: Eukaryota; Metazoa; Chordata; Mammalia; Didelphimorphia; Didelphidae. The coding region runs from base 103 to 2472 and encodes 789 amino acids.